This is a messenger RNA of Beta vulgaris subsp. vulgaris (sugar beet), 1910 nucleotides long. Its product is annotated as probable purine permease 11. Gene Ontology annotation, cellular component: membrane. The transcript is spliced from 2 exons. Gene Ontology annotation, molecular function: purine nucleoside transmembrane transporter activity. Bases 297 to 1487 code for a protein of 396 amino acids. Lineage: Eukaryota; Viridiplantae; Streptophyta; Magnoliopsida; Caryophyllales; Amaranthaceae. The record is from RefSeq and is a predicted model, not a curated record.
CACUCAAUCUAAAUAAACCUGUUUUUUUUUUCCGACGGAAAAAAAACCGUUAAAUGUCAUAUAAUUAUGAACAAACUCACUCAAAAUUGAUUCAUGGUUUGCACAAAACUUUGAACUGCCCGGAAAAAAACUCCUUAUUAAUCAUUUGAAAAAAGUCCACCAGUACAUACUCCAAGUUUCUUAUAUAUUGACUUAAUUUCGUGGAGCUAUGAUAAGCUUUCAUUUUCUAAAAACUUCAACUAUAAAUCGAAAUUACUUCCAAUAAACAUAAAUAUAUACAUCUAUCUCUGAAAUUAAUGCACUUUUGCUUUUGGUUUUCUAUGGAAUCUGCUCAAGAAUUGGCGCAACAAAACAGAGGCAAAGAUGAUCAUGAUUCAAGAUCAGGGGAGGACAAUUCCAUAGCCAACCAUAACAAUAGCAACAAUAAAAGGAACAACAUUUGCAAUUUUCACAUGCCAAAGCUCAAGCAUUAUAGCAAAUGGUUUCGAAUCACAUCUUACAUUAUCUUCCUCCUCGUCGGCCAAACAACCGCAACUCUCUUAGGAAGACUUUACUUUGACAAAGGUGGAAACAGCAAAUGGAUGGCUACCUUUGUGCAAUCUGCUGGCUUCCCCAUCCUCAUUCCCCUUAAAUUCUUCUUCUCCUCCUCAGCAGCCAGUAUUCGUCCUUCGCUCGCUCGACUCGCCUCCCUAUACUUGGCUUUCGGCCUCCUCUUAACCGGAGAUAACUUGAUGUACUCUUAUGGACUACUAUACCUCCCAGUCUCUACAUACUCCUUGUUAUGUGCCUCCCAAUUAGCCUUUAACGCGGUCACUUCCUUCUUCAUUAACAAGCAAAAAUUCACUGCCCUUGUGCUUAACUCGCUCGUGAUCCUCACUAUCGCGAUGUGCCUAUUAGCCAUCAAUGCUAGUAAUGAUGGUAACACGAGCAAUGAUAUCGCGAGGGGUAAGUAUGUCAUAGGGUUUUUAUGUACCCUUGGUGCAUCCGCGACAUAUUCUUUGUAUUUGUCUUUGACACAAUAUUCGUUCGAGAAGGUGAUUAAGGAUGAAUCUUUCAACACCAUUGUAUGUAUGCAACUUUAUCCUUCGUUUGUAGCGACUUGUGCUUGUGUUAUAGGGCUCUUUGGAAGCGGAGAAUGGAAAACAUUGAAUGAGGAGAUGAAGGGUUACAAAAUGGGGAGGGUGUCCUAUGUGAUGACAUUAGCUUUCACGGCUAUAAGUUGGCAAGUUUCUUCGGUGGGAUUGUUGGGGCUAAUUUUCGAGGUUUCUUCCUUGUUUUCUAAUGUAAUUAGCACCGUGAGUUUGCCUGUGGUUCCGGUUUUCGCAGUGGUGUUCUUCCAUGAUAAGAUGAAUGGAGUGAAGGUAAUCUCUUUGGUGCUUGCAAUUUGGGGAUUUGUUUCUUAUAUCUACCAGCAUUAUUUGGAUAAUACCAAGGUCAUAAAAGAGAAGGGGAAGGACAGUAUUGUAGCUGGUUCAGAAAUGUGUUGAUGGAGGAAAACAAAAGAAUAUGGGAAUGAAAUUCUUGGAACUAGCUUGGAUUUUUAGGAUUUUUGUUUACUUGAAGAACUGCCUCAAGCAAGCAAGUAUAACUUCAGAUCAGUAAGCUUUAUCUUGAAUGCAAUAAUUUCAGAUUUGUAUGUCUAAAAAAGCUAACAAUAACAACAAUAAAUUGUAAAUCCCACGAAUUAGAAAUUGUUGAUUCCAAAUAUAGGGCAAACUGCCAAGAAAUUGUCAUAUGGGGUCGUCUACAAAAACCCUCGGCCUCCGUGUAUCUAUAUCAGUUAUCAUACAUUCUUGGGUGUAAUUGUCACACUAUAAUAUAUGAUGUAAUAACGUACAAUUUACCGUUUCUUUUGUAAAAAAAUUCAAAUGACAUGAAAUAAAUGACAAAAUAACAUGAGAUUUAGGUCG